Polypterus senegalus (gray bichir) is the source of this 5696-nucleotide messenger RNA. Its product is annotated as PRKC apoptosis WT1 regulator protein-like. Gene Ontology annotation, biological process: positive regulation of apoptotic process; apoptotic process. The transcript is spliced from 7 exons. The record is from RefSeq and is a predicted model, not a curated record. Gene Ontology annotation, cellular component: cytoplasm. The coding region runs from base 112 to 1032 and encodes 306 amino acids. NCBI's taxonomy places the organism in Eukaryota, Metazoa, Chordata, Cladistia, Polypteriformes, Polypteridae.
ACACCACAGCCUUUCAUAGCUCAGAAGGUGUAGGCAGAGUGUCAGGAGACAGACGUUCAGCUCCCACCAUCAUAUACAGCGUACUUUAACUUUGGACACACUUUUGAUAAGAUGUCAACUACCACUUCUACUUCUGGCUUUCCAUGGAGUCCUCGAAUAACCUCAGAGGCUGAUCAAAUAGAUUUUCUGGAGGAGUGGAAAGCCAAACGAGAGAAACUGAGAAUGAGAUCUCUACCUGCAGUGCCUUCCACCAUACAGCCAAAUGAUAGUCAAAGUUCAGGAGUCAGGGGAGAAACAUUGAGACCUGCAAGUGCUCAACAGCAUGUCAGCCCCAAUGAGCACAGAAGUCAAGGAAACAAUACUCCUAAAUCAGGGAGUGACGAGUGUAGUCUGGGCAAUGUCUCUCAGUCCAGGACAGAAAGUUCUGAGAAAGCAGUAAGCCCAUCACCUUCUAGCAAGGAGAAGAGUGGGUCAUCUGGCUCCUCAUCUUACCGGAAAAACAAGACUCAAGUGGAGAAGCGUAAACUCAGGGAGAAGCGGAGAUCAACUGGUGUGGUCAAUCUAUCCCUUAGGUUUGAGAGCUCAGAUGAAGACAAGGAUGUUGCAGACAGAGAAAAGCAGCCAUCCAGUCCAGACCUUCUGAAACUGCCAUCCACUGUAGAGGAUGGAACAAGGGUGAGCCUCAAUAAACAGAAAAGAUGUACAGGGAACACCAAUCUAGAGGCUCAGUCUCCUGUAAACCGUACCCUGAACAGCAGCCAAAACAGGCUCAGUCCUGAAGGAGAAGAUGCAGGAUACAAGACAGAGUUAGAGAAGAAUCUCCAUGAACUGGAGAAGGAGAUCAAUGGAGAGAAGCGAUCAAACCAGCGACUGAGGAAGCAGCUUCAGGAAAAAGAGGACCUUGUCCAGAAACUUCAAGCUGAAAUUGGACUCAUGAACAAGGAUAUGGACAGCUUGGAGGAUGAGAACCAACAGCUACGAGAGGAGAAUAAGACACUUCUGAGAGUGGUCAAUCAGCUCACUAGCAGCUAGUUGAGAGGGCUGGUGGAGUGGCACUCUGCAUAUCCUCUUCUCAGAUACACAUCACCAAGAUAUCCCUCCACAAGUAUUAAGAAAAUGGAAAAAAGUUUGUGUUGUUUAAAAUAUACUAAUGCUUAUUCUCAACAGAAACCUUACUUCAUCAUGAUCAAUUCAUCUUCCAGACUUGCUUAUCCUAAGCAGCAUUGUAGGAAAGCUGCAGCCUAUCCUACCAAGCAACCAGCACAAGGCAAGAAAAAUUCCUGGACAAGGCACCAACCAAUUGCAGGGUGAACACACACAAACACACACCAUUACACACUAGGGUGAAUUUAACAACACAUGCCUUUGGACUGUGACAAAAAAACUACAGCACCUGGAGGAAACCCAUAUGGACAAGCUGGGGAAUGCAAACUCCACACUGGGAGCACCUGGGACAUAAACUCUGGUCUCCUUGUUGCAAGACCACAACACUAUAUGUUAGUUAUUUAAGGUAAGGAAGACAGAAGAUCUGAGGUAAAGUAAUAAUACUCACUAAUUAUGGUGCCAAGGAGUGGCAACCUGCAGCUUGUUGAUUGGCACAUGCAAGUAAGAAUUUCAGCAUUCUAUGUACCACUUGCAAUAAUGACUUUAUGAACAAGUCGUUAAGAUAAACUUUAGCCUAGAAGAAAACUGACCCAAAGGCUGACUAGAAUGGAAAGCAUCAGUAAAAUAAAACAAUUGUAAUUAUUGUCUGAAGUUACAUUCCAUUAUUGCACCAGGCAUAUGUGAUGCCAAGAUGAGACUGACAAAUGUUGUGGCAUGGUGGUCAGGGUCAACACAUGAUUAAUUUAUUCUUAGGCAUUUAACAGUACUGUACGCAGUGGCUGGCUUAUUCGUAAGGUAACCGGCUGAGCUCUCAGUGUUUCAUACAGCCUACUAUUUAUUGUAACAGCAACCAUGAUGUUACACUUGCCAGGUAAAAGGGGGUACCUACUCCGACGCUGGCGCCUUAUGCCUUACCCUGUCUCUCUCUUCAGUGCCAUGCUCAGUGCAACAUACAUAAAGAAUCGUUAUUGCAUAUGUAUGACGUUGAUUACCAAAGUCCAUAUAUGUUCAUUUCAGCGUAACAUAUGCACAUUUACAAGUUGAUUGUGAUUUAUAAAGUUGAUAAUGAUUUCUAAAUUUAUUAUGAAUGUAUGCCAGGUUUUAUAAAUCUGAUUUUUUGGCAUACACAUUUUCCUGAUUUUUGGUGUUUGCAUAUUUUCGUGCUGAAAAAGAUUUAUAAAUGAGACCCUUGGGCUCAAUAUUUGGCCCUUUCACUUUAUUGAGUUUGCAUAUUCUCAAGACAUUUGCACAGUAUUCCUAACAAUCCCUAUAAAUAUGCAUAUUAGUUCAAUUGGUAAGUUUAAAUUAGAACAUUAUGAGUAAUAAUUUGUGCCCGUAUUACCAUGCCCUGAAAUUGAUUAUCAUCUUGUCCAGAAAUAGUUCCGGCCUUGCAUUUACUUUUACUGGGAAAGUCACUAGUUAACUCAGAUCUUAUAAUGGAAAAUGCAAGUUUAAAAACGUUACAAAAUUGAUGUAUGGAUAGAUAGAUACAGUAGAUAAUUAAUACUGAAGUACACUGUGAACACAGGCACUUUAUUCCAUUAUGGAUGAAAAUAUUGUCCACUAGAUAAGACUAAGUAAACAGAAACUUCUGUAAUAAAUAUGUCUGUAAAUAGACACAUAUAGAAGCAAAGUCAAUUUGUAAAUGAUGAAAGAGAGAAAUUUGAAAUUAUACAUCAGGAAAUCAAGCAUGUUAUGCAAGGUGCAUAGCAAUAAUCUCUGCCCAGCAAUUCAGGAGACAUUUGAAAGGAGAACAUCCUACUGGUGCUCAGUCAUCAAGCACUACAUUUUUAUUUUCACUUCAGCUUUUUGUGGUUUUAUCCUUUAGCCUAUUUUUGACUUAGGUCUUGUUUAUUUAACUGUUUACAUUUGUAUCAAGCUGUAUCAAGACCAAAUCCUGGCUGUCUCAAAGUAAUCUUAUUUAUAAAUUUUUACUCAACACAUUGGUCAGCUUUAAUUUUAAGUGUGUGCACCUAAGUCUGGGUAAACUUUUUUUCUUAAGGCAAUGAUAAUUGUAGCUUAUUGUUAAAGUCAGAAAUGGAUAGAGUUUUCUGAUUACAGCAUAGUUACAAAAAGAAACUGAGCAAACUACUAUAGUGUGUCAAAGCUGUCUUGGGGAUUUACAAAAAGCACAUAUGGCUGAAUUGGCCGAAGUGUUAAAGAUACAAAGUAAUGAACCAUUGUAUUCAAACCGUUAGCUGUUCUUUUACGGCAGCCUACUUAUAACUGCUCACAAAAAAAACAUUUGAAACCUAUAUACUCUAUGGAAUUCUAUUUUUACAGUGUUGAUUUACUUUAUGAAAAAACAGAUUCUUCAAUUGCUAUUGCCUAGAUUUGCUGUGUGGCAUCUCUGUCAUGAUGAGAGAUUCGCAAUGAAUUCUGGUAUUGCAUAAAAAUAGUUCAAUGCACCAAUUCCUUCAGACAAUUAAAAAAAUACAAAGGAAUCUAAAAGAAAUUGAAUUUUCUUAUUUUUCUUACAGCGCAAAUUUACAGAUGCUAGUUUUAAAUAAAAGCACAUUCUUGGUUAUUGUUAUUGUUCUUGCUUUAAUGCAGGAGUCCUCAGAUUCAGAUAUGGAAUGCUGUAGGUAUUCAGAUGUAUAAAAGUAGGAGCCAAUUAUUGCUGCUAAUGAAACAUAUCUUUGAAACAUGAAGGCACCAACGCUGCACUAAAUAAACUUUGCCUCAAUUACAUGUGUGCUUUUUCAAAACUAAACAUUUCUAAAAAAAAAAAAAAAAAAGGUGGAAAUCAAAAGAUCAAAAGCAGCAACUUUAGUGUUUGGUCCAACAGGAGCAAGAUUGAGGAUUUCUUCUUUUAAUGAAGGCAGGUGUCAUUUUCCAUGCCAUUCACACAGUAAGCUACCACAAAACUAUCUUUUCUAUCUGUGGUCUAAGAAUAGCAUUUCAUGAUGACAUUUUUAAAGUUUUAGCUCCAUAUAAUCUAGCAUCUGAAUAAAAAGUGAAAGGGAUAGAUUUAAUCCCUACCUAUGCAGAUCAUAGACUGAAAUACACAUCUAAGAGAAAAAUGUUCAUUAUCUGCUUAUGUGGAAUGCAGCAUAUCUCUAAAAAUGUACAGUAUCCUGUAUGUAAUGCUAAUCCAUCAGUCUACUUAUCAAAAAACGCUUGCAUAUCAGCUUGCCAAGGUCUCUUUCAUACAUCUCCAAAAUAAUUCAACCUAAACUAGCCAGGUGAAAAAAGAGGUCAAAAUAGCAAUGUUUGCCUACUAAUGGAUCUCCAGAAAUCAUUCAGGGGUCAAUGUUUUCUUAUCUAAAAUACCUUCAGUCAAUGUUUUGUGACACCUACAGACCAAGUCCCUUGGCAGCAAAACUGCAUGCUCAAUGGCUUAAUUGAUCUUGUAAUGUUUUAACCUGUUAGUCUGUGAAAACCAAAAGAGGACAUCUGGAAUGCUAAUAAAUAACUAGAUUCAUCUGGCAGUUAACUGAAUGUGGGAACUACAGAUUCAUUAACUCAAAAUUAAUUUUUCACUUUUCUUCUGCCCACAUUUGCAUUUAAAAACUGGAGGAAGGGAAAUCGCAAACUGACAGAUACUGAAUUUUUAAGGAAGGAGAAAAUAAGGACCUAACAGUUCAGUCAUGUGGCUAAACAAUUGGUUUAUCACAGCACUUUUCUUGAGAGAUUUUUGUUUGGCUCUCUUCUCUCAUCUAAUUAACUCCAGGAAUAGCAUUGAUUACACCUCGAACUGUGGUAAGUGACCUCUCCUUUUUGGUUCAUUCAAAAUUCUUCAUAACCCACACCUUUCUCCUCCACCUCAGGCAUGCUUAUCAUCCUCUUUAUAAGAAAUACCACCUAUGAAAACAAAAAUACUCUGAAAUCAGUAUACAGCCAGCUCAGUACGGAUUAAUGCCUUACAGGCUACAGCUGAUUUCUUGCAAAAGAGUGUCUUCAGCUACACACACUUCCAGAGCUUCCUUUCACAUUUUUAUGUUCCUGUAGCAUUCUUUGACUAUAUUACAGUUUUCUUUAGAUAGACUUAAAUUCUUCACCUGCUUGAUUCUACAUAAAUUAAGAUUUUACAAUUACUAUUAUUAAUAAAGUAUCAAAGACAUGUUUCUUUUAAAUCUUAAAAUGUCAUGAUUUGGUAUUUCUCUUAUUAGCGUUGGCUAAACUUCAUGUUAAGGCUUGACAACGUUUACUUUCUUAUUUAUGAAAGGCUAAAAUUGUCCCAUAUCUAUAAACCAGCUUUUAAAAGAUUCAAAAUUCAUUCUUUGCCCUUGUUACGAUGUACUUUAGAAUAUGGCUGACCUAGAACAUGAAGACUUUGGGAUUAUAAACUAUUAGAUGCUUUAAGAAAUUUUUAUUAGUAUUUUAAUAUAUAUAUAUUCUCAUAUAUUUUUGUAUAUGUUGCAUGGUGUUUUUCUGCUGGUGAUUUAAAAUUAUUUUUUGUGUUUUUGUUGCAUGACAUUUUGUUUUACAUUUUAAAAGAAUAAUGUUUUUGUAAUUAUUACAAAGUGCAUUGAACUUACAAGAGAAAAUGUUUAAGAAUAAAUGGAAUUGAACCAUGGCAUGAUUUCUCUCAUAUUGGACUGGAUAUUUAGAAUCUUCCUUAAGCAUUAAAACCAAUUAUGUCCUCCUGA